CCGUCCCGCCUUCUCUGGCUUCAGGAAUGAUUGCAUUGGCUGACAAAUAAUCACCUGAGGCAGCCAGGCAACUUAAAAAGAGCCCCGCCCGCCUGCCGGGGUGUCGUGUAUAGACUCUGCUCUGCCGCGCCUGGAAUGACUGAGAAAAAGAGAGAGCGCAAAGCUUUAUUCAAAAAUGAAAUGUGCUGGGAUGGAAGCCUGAAGGAAAUCAAGAUUGCUACCAUGGAAGGCCUUAUGCUAGAUGAGAACUCCUGCUGACAACACCCCUGGAAGACCCCCUGGACCUGGAGAAGACCCGCCGUCAAGGGCCCACUCCCAAAGGCUGCAAUUAGCAGAAGACUGGCACAGCCCUGCCUGCCACAGGCCGCAAGGAAGAAAACACGCCCCCAGUAGCUCAGAGGACGUUUCAAGGCAAGGACUGCAACUCCCGACACACUUUGCAGUGACCCCUGUCUACAAUUCCUCCUUUCCUUCCAGCGCAGUGCAAUGUGGAGCCUGAAGUCUAGGGAGGCUACGGCCGUGGGGCUUUGCAGUUAGUGGCUCUACUUCUUCGCGGAAGGAGAACGUGUGCCUUCCUCUUUCUACCUCUUCUCAAGCGGCGUCCGCCAAGGGGUGGGAAGAUGGUGUAGGAGGCUCGGGGGAUGGAGCAGAACGUGGAGGACGGAGAGAUUUCGGACUCGGACUGCGAAAUGCCCGUCUCCGCUGCUGCCAGGAGCCCCCAGCAGAAACAGCUUGAUAGCAACGCUGCGGCCAGAUCCUUCCCAAGCAGCGUUUCACCCUGUGCACCUAGUGUCCCUUAUCGGACUACAAAAAGUGUGGACUCUAGUGAUGAGAGCUUCUCAGAUUCAGAUGAAGACAGCUGUCUAUGGAAGCGAAAGCGACAGAAGUGUUCUAACCUCCCUCCCCCUAAACCAGAUCCUUUUCCGUUUGGCCACAACCCCCAGAAACAGAUGACUUUAGGGAGUAAAAAGAUCAACAACAUCUGGGGUGCUGUACUUCAGGAGCAGAAUCAAGACGCAGUGGCCUCAGAACUUGGGAUUCUAGGAAUGGAGGGUAGCAUUGACAGAAGCAGGGCCUCAGAGACCUACAAUUACUUGCUGGCAAAGAAACUGAUGAAAGAAUCUGGCUCAGAAGUGGUUGAAUCAUUAAACAAAGAAUUAGAUGAAUAUAUGCAGGAUGACAAAAAGACAGUACUAAAAGAGGAAGAGGAGGAAGAAGAGCAGAAUGGGCAAGGUCUUUUGAAACGGAAACGGCCUGCUAAGGAAAGAUUGGGUGAAAGACAAGAAAUGAAUUAUAAAGGGAGGUAUGAAGUUACUGAAGAAGAUCCUGAGGAAAAAGUGUCGGAUGAAAUUGCCUACCGGCUUUGUGAACCAAAGAAGGAUCUGAUUGUGCGGGUAGUAAAAACCAUUGGAAAGAAGAAAGCUAUUGAACUACUGAUGGAAACUGCAGAAGUGGAACAAAAUGGAGGCCUUUUCAUAGUGAAUGGUACUAGAAGAAGAACACCAGGAGGCGUUUACUUAAACCUAUUGAAGAACACACCAAGUAUAACUGGAGAACAAAUCAAGGACAUCUUCUAUAUUGAAAACCAAAAGGAGUAUGAGAACAAAAAAGCGGCAAAGAAGAGAAGAAUUCAAGUCCUGGGUAAAAAGAUGAAGAAAGCUAUUAAAGGGCUCAACCUUCAGGAAUACGAUGAUGCCUCUCGUGAGACUUUUGCUAGUGAUACAAAUGAGGCAUUGGCUUCUCUGGAAGAUUUGCAGGAAGGACACAGUGAAAUGAAACUGGACCCAGAGGAUGCUAUUGAAAUUGAUAACACUCAUGAUUUAGACAUCUUUUAAUAUACUGGAUACUUGAGAGACCAUAUCUUUGGGAAACAUAUUAAAUAGCUGUUUUUUAUAUGAUGAUUAUUUGUUUUCGAUAGUUGCAAUAGUAUCUAUUAUGUCAAUCACUUGUAUGCUGAAGAAGGCCUUCUGCAUUUCAGUCAACAUUAGUUACUUCAGUUUUCAUUAUGCUUCAGGUCAAUAUUUUUAGACUUGUCCAUUUUUUGGCUACGUAAUUUCUCAUUCAACACUUGUUAGGUCAUGUUCACUCACCCCAGGGUUAGUUUGAGAUAGGAGCAGAACUGAGUGCUCUCAUUCUAGAGUAAUCUCUUAGUUGUGGGGAAGCACCUAACCAAGGUGAUAUGCAACAAUGUGAUAGAUUGCACUCUAAAAUGUAUUCUAGCAUGGAAGCAGUUUGCAUGAAUAUGGCCUUGGCUGGUGAGAUUGGGAUCAUAGCUUUGGACCAUUGUUUAGAUUCGGUAUUCAGAAUCUUGAUUUGGUAUUCAGAACCUUAGAGCACUAAUAACAGGAAGGAAUAUAAUGUUGAGAUAUUCGCUAUUUCUCUCUAAAGACCACACUCUAAACUUGUGUACUGUUUCAAUAACAAUUGUAUCUUUACAGAACUAAUCUAGGAAAUCUUCUAAUACUGAAUCACUAAUAAAAACAAAGCACCUUUUCCAAAAGGCUAGUACUCUCCUGCUGUACCAAGUUAUGGGUGCUUAAGUGCUACUUAAAUUAGUUGAAUACAGUGUAACUGGGUACAGAAUCUCAGCCCCCACGGGGUUUUUUAAAUUAUCUUAUCUGUUGCUCUUUCAAAAUUAAUCUUUUUGUUUUGCCUCAUUGUCUUUGGGGACAAGUUUUGAGUUGCGAACUUGAGCUGCAGUGUUGAGUUGUCCACAAGUGUGGGUGGACAUUAUAGUUUAUGGAGUGGUGGCGGGGAGCUCAUCUGGUAACCUUUCUAGGCUAAUCCUUUGGACUUCUAUUGAUAUAUUGGUAUGAAUACCCAACUAUCACAAAAGGGCUGUUGAGGUUUCAGCUGCAAUUCACUAAUGGAUUACAAAGUGUUUAAAAGCUUGAUGUAUAGGUCAAUCAUGUUGGGAAGUCUGUGGCACUAAAUUGACAAAUUAAUGGCCAAAUGCCAGCUUAACUUUUUUAUAAGUUGCUGACCAUUUAACAGCAAGUAUAACAUCUUAAACUAUUUAUGUAUAAUUAAACAAAUUGAUUUGAAACUACCAGUAGCUGAUUUUUAAAAAAUUCUAACGGCAGAAUACUGUGAUAUAGAAGAUGUCUUAAUAUGUUCCUACAUACGGAAUAUUCUUUUUGCAACCCUGAUUUAUUUUAGAGUUGACUGUCCAAGACAUUGGAUUAAAACUCCUGUCAAAUAGAGAAAUAAUGGUCGAUUUUUCCAGGUAAUAAAAGAUUUAGACAAUAUAGUAGAUAGGUUACAAUUAUCUUAAUAUGUAAAGCUGAGUUAUUUUAAAAACAACUCUAGUAUAGUUAAAGUUUAUCAUCCUGUUACAGUAAUCUUGGGAAGCUUGUUUCCAUUUACUGAGAAACUGGGUAUUGUACCAUUCUAAUUCUUAACGUUCUGAGGCUACAAUCCUCUGGAAAUGUACUUGGAAGCAAAUCUUGUUGAAUGCGGUAGGACUUAGUUCUGAGUAUACAUGCAUAAGAGACUUUGUUUUAAGUUUUCUUGGUUAAUAGCAGCCAGAUGGGGACUCCUCCGUUACAGUCCCAGUCCAAAUCCUUACCCUCACCUUGUUGUAUGCUUUAAAAAUAAAAAAAAAGCUUCCAAUUAUGCCAGUUAACGCCCCCCCCCCCCGCCCGGUGGCAAAUGGCACAUUUGGGGGAACAAUCUGGAUUGGGAAGAUGGCAGAGGGGUGAGGUUAAAGCCCCUUUCUUUCUCACCACAGUCCCAGUCUGACUCCUGUUCAGUAAAGGAAAUUAAGGCACACUGGAGUCAGCAACAUACUUCAUGUCAUAUUUUAGUUUGUGAGCUGUCAGUGAACCAUCAUUAUGUUAGCAGGAUAUGUUUUCAGACAUUUCUUUGCCGUGGCCUUGUUCUAGGAAGGAAUUCCACUUGCAAAGAGCUCCACUUGCUGGGUACCCCAAGUCUAAGUAUCAGGCUGAGAAUAUUCGUUUUCCAGAUUGUGUUCAUAUCACUCUAGUGUGUAAUUUUCAAUUGUGUUGUUUGUUUUUUUUGCUUCAGAUUAUAAAAUUCACAUUAACCAAUAAUGCUAACCUUGAGAGUUGCCUGUCUACUGUUCUCUUCACACACACCCACACACACCACACACCACCAUUAUUUCCAAUGAUCUCAAAGGGAAGGAACAGUUAAAAUGGAUUACAAUACUUUAGUCAGAACUGUAGUACUAGGCAUGCAAGUAUCUCAUUUGUAAGACCUCUCAGAGAAGGACAAAGUGGAGUUGCACAUAUCUGUUUAAUUCUCAGUUGUAGAGUACAGAAAAUAAACAUUAGUUCUAAAGAC
This is a messenger RNA of Hemicordylus capensis (graceful crag lizard), 4305 nucleotides long. It is a transcript of the gene PHAX, whose product is annotated as phosphorylated adaptor for RNA export. The transcript has 8 exons. The record is from RefSeq and is a predicted model, not a curated record. Gene Ontology annotation, biological process: snRNA export from nucleus. Bases 642 to 1835 code for a protein of 397 amino acids. Gene Ontology annotation, cellular component: nucleus. NCBI's taxonomy places the organism in Eukaryota, Metazoa, Chordata, Lepidosauria, Squamata, Cordylidae.